Saccharomyces mikatae IFO 1815 is the source of this 534-nucleotide messenger RNA. RefSeq names its product 3-hydroxyanthranilate 3,4-dioxygenase (gene BNA1). The record is from RefSeq and is a predicted model, not a curated record. NCBI's taxonomy places the organism in Eukaryota, Fungi, Ascomycota, Saccharomycetes, Saccharomycetales, Saccharomycetaceae. Gene Ontology annotation, biological process: 'de novo' NAD+ biosynthetic process from L-tryptophan; quinolinate metabolic process. The coding region runs from base 1 to 534 and encodes 177 amino acids. Gene Ontology annotation, cellular component: cytoplasm. The transcript has a single exon. Gene Ontology annotation, molecular function: 3-hydroxyanthranilate 3,4-dioxygenase activity; iron ion binding.
AUGUUCAACACUACACCGAUUAAUAUUGACAAAUGGUUGAAGGAAAAUGAAGAUCUUUUGAAACCGCCAGUGAAUAAUUACUGCCUACAUAGAGGGGGGUUCACUGUGAUGAUUGUCGGCGGGCCCAAUGAAAGAACUGACUAUCACAUUAAUCCAACCCCUGAAUGGUUCUAUCAAAAAAAAGGUUCUAUGCUUUUGAAGGUUGUGGAUGAGACUGACGCCGAACCAAAGUUCAUUGAUAUUACCAUCAAUGAGGGAGAUUCGUAUCUAUUGCCAGGAAAUGUCCCUCAUAGUCCAGUUCGGUUUGCUAAUACUGUUGGGAUUGUUGUGGAGCAGGAUAGACCUGGUGGAGAAAAUGAUAAGAUAAGAUGGUAUUGUUCACACUGUCGUCAAGUGGUUCAUGAAAGCGAACUUCAAAUGUUAGAUUUAGGUACCCAGGUGAAAGAAGCCAUUUUAGAUUUCGAAAAUGACGUUGAGAAAAGAACGUGUUUUCAUUGCAAGACAUUGAACUACGCACGCCCCCAGUCUCAUUAA